This is a messenger RNA of Chironomus riparius, 441 nucleotides long. The record is from the annotation of a GenBank genome assembly. NCBI's taxonomy places the organism in Eukaryota, Metazoa, Arthropoda, Insecta, Diptera, Chironomidae.
GAAGAAGAGAUGAAUGAAAGAAUGAGAAAAAGUAUUGAGCUGCGGUAUGCUCAUAAUAACAAAGAGCAAAGAAUUUAAAUCAAAGACAAUGGCUAAUAAAAAGAAAGCAACGCAAGUUACUCCUAAAAGAGACUUGAACUGUGCAAAAAAUCCGAAGUCAAAACUACGACGUAAAGCAAUUCGUACAAGAAAGAGAGCAACGGCUAAAAGAGCUAUUGGCGUAAUAGUUUUGGCAAGAACUGACAUAGUUCGAUCACCAACUCCAGCUUCUAUGCAUGAUUUUGGAGAUCCACAAACACCAUGAGUGAAAUUGCAACUAAUUGCACAUUAAAAGUGUAUUUCUCAAGUACAUGAAUUAAACAUACUAAAUUAAUCAGCUAUAGUAUCAAUAAAAAUCACAUAUUAAUACAAUGUCCUCAAUUAUUUUAAUCUCAACUCUUA